Molecule: messenger RNA, 597 nt
Organism: Procambarus clarkii (red swamp crayfish)
Lineage: Eukaryota; Metazoa; Arthropoda; Malacostraca; Decapoda; Cambaridae
Source: RefSeq, a predicted model, not a curated record
AUGGGAGUACCAGACAUGGGAGUACCAGACAUGGGAGUACCAGACAUGGGAGUACCAGGGGAGUACCAUGGAGUACCAGACAUGGGAGUACCAGACAUGGGAGUACCAGGCAUGGGAGUACCAGACAUACCAGACAUGGGAGUACCAGACAUGGGAGUACCAGACAUGGGAGAGUACCAGAGUACAGACCUGGGAGUACCAGACAUGGGAGUACCAGACAUGGGAGUACCAGACAUGGGAGUACCAGACAUGGGAGUACCAGACAUGGGAGUACCAGACAUGGGAGUACCAGACAUGGGAGUACCAGACAUGGGAGUACCAGACAUGGGAGUACCAGACAUGGAAGUACCAGACAUGGGAGUACCAGACAUGGGAGUACCAGACAUGAUAGUACCAGACAUGAUAGUACCAGACAUGGUAGUACCAGACAUGAUAGUACCAGACAUGGGAGUACCAGACAUGGUAGUACCAGACAUGAUAGUACCAGACAUGAUAGUACCAGACAUGGUAGUACCAGACAUGGGAGUACCAGACAUGGGAGUACCAGACAUGAUAGUACCAGACAUGGGGGUACCAGACAUAAAUAAACGAGAUUAA